Molecule: messenger RNA, 1219 nt
Organism: Adelges cooleyi (spruce gall adelgid)
Lineage: Eukaryota; Metazoa; Arthropoda; Insecta; Hemiptera; Adelgidae
Product: elongation of very long chain fatty acids protein 7-like
Exons: 8
Coding region: 358-1197 (279 amino acids)
Biological process (GO): sphingolipid biosynthetic process; fatty acid elongation, polyunsaturated fatty acid; very long-chain fatty acid biosynthetic process
Cellular component (GO): endoplasmic reticulum membrane
Molecular function (GO): fatty acid elongase activity
Source: RefSeq, a predicted model, not a curated record
CAAUUUAGUUGCUAUUAAAUGUUUUUGACAUAAUAUAGUACUUUAUAACUUAGUAUACGACUACUCAAUAAAAUAUUUUAUACAGCUUCCACGCUAACAAUUUAUUUAAAAAUUAAGUCUAGACCGUUACGUCUAGGCCAUUUUUGUGAGUAAUGCAUUUUUAUAUUAUGUGAACUCUGGAAAAAUGGCAGAAAUGUAAGUAUUACUUUUACUUUGUUUGGAGAUUAUUAAGUAGAUAAGAGUGACAAUGUACUUCAAGACGAGCUACGCAUUAAUACACAAUUGGACAAAGAAUGACGUAUAAACAAGUCACUGGUCAAGUGUGGGACAACAAAUAAAGAUUGAUUUACAAAAACAAUGGCGAACACAAGUGUUACUUCGGGUAACUUUCUCGUCAACGCCAAAGAUCAACUAUAUGAUAUUUUCGACAAAGAAAUAGUGCGUGAUGAAAUAGUUGACAAUUGGUGGUUGAUGGGAUCCCCGUACCCAGUUUUAACUACGGUUGGAUUUUAUUUAAUAUUUGUAUUAAAACUCGGUCCGUAUGUAAUGAAAGAUCGUCAACCUUAUAAAUUGAAAGGACUUAUGUUGAUAUACAAUAUUGUACAAGUAAUCUACAACGCUUUCUUAUUAUAUUGGUUCUUUUUCACACCUGAUGGUGUCAGUUACAUGUGGAAUCACUCAUGUCAUCCUCCAAAAAAGGAAACAGUUUCAUUUUUAAUGUUUGAGUUGUACAAAGGCUCUUGGUUUUAUUUCCUCUCUAAAAUAAUUGAUUUAUUGGAUACAGUAUUUUUCGUCUUGAGAAAAAAACAAUCUCAUAUAUCGUUGCUGCACGUGUACCAUCAUGCGAAUAUGGUUAUAACAUGUUGGGUACAACUAAGAUUUUACAAAAAUCAAGACGGUAUUUUGCCAGGACUAAUAAACGCAUUUAUACAUACUAUCAUGUACUCGUACUACUUCUUAGCAGCUCUAGGUCCACACAUGCAAAAGUACCUAUGGUGGAAGAAAUACCUGACUCUUAUGCAAAUUACUCAAUUCGUAAUUAUCUUGACGUGGUACACUGGCUUGUUCUCGUUCCAGUGCGAUUUUCCAAAAACUUACAUGGCGUAUAUGUUUUGUAAUAUUUGUUUGUUCUUAUACCUAUUUACAAUGUUUUAUAAGAAGACAUACGAACAAAACCAAAAAACUAAAACUGGUUAAAAUAUAGUUUUAUUCAAUUGUU